This is a messenger RNA of Contarinia nasturtii (swede midge), 1974 nucleotides long. Its product is annotated as glucose dehydrogenase [FAD, quinone]-like. Bases 16 to 1893 code for a protein of 625 amino acids. Gene Ontology annotation, molecular function: flavin adenine dinucleotide binding; ecdysone oxidase activity. The transcript is spliced from 4 exons. Lineage: Eukaryota; Metazoa; Arthropoda; Insecta; Diptera; Cecidomyiidae. The record is from RefSeq and is a predicted model, not a curated record.
GAAAAACCGUCAAAUAUGGAUGUGUUGAAUCCAGCAUGUGCUGCCCAGAGUGUGGGUCCAGCAAAUCAACUAUUUGGGCUUCUCGUUCAAACCAUUUUAGCGGCACAAUGUGCUAUUUCACCAAAAGAUAUGUGGCCGAAAGACUUUGGACCUACGGCCCUUGAACAAGGAUUGAAUGAACCAUUUGAUUUCAUCAUUGUUGGUGCAGGUUCAGCAGGUAGUGUUGUGGCAAGUCGUUUGAGUGAGAAUCCAAAUUGGAAGGUUUUAUUAUUAGAAGCAGGCGGCGAUCCACCAAUUGAAUCUGAGAUACCAUUAUGGUACUUUCACCUUCAAAAUACGGAAUACGAUUGGAAAUUCAGAACCGAGCCAAGUGAAACAGCUUGUCGCAGUGUUAAAGGUGGUGGUUGUUUUUGGCCAAGAGGCAAGAUGUUAGGCGGUUCACAUGGUUUGAAUGGGGCUAUCUAUUUACGUGGACACAAAUCAGACUUUGAUGAAUGGCAAAGUAUGGGCAACACAGAUUGGGGUUGGGAUUCGGUUUUAGAAUAUUUCAAAAAGUCCGAAACAAAUGCAAAUCGUUCGUUUGUUGAACAUCAAAAUGGCGAGUGGCACAGUGACAAAGGUGAGAUGGGUGUCGAUCAUUAUGACCAACCGGAGCCGAUUCGUCAAGUGUUCAUUGAUGCGGCAAAGGAAUUUGGCUACGAUUUUAUGCACGAUCUUAAUGCUGAUUUAAGUUUGGGCUAUGCAAACACUCAAGGAACAUUAAAAAACGGUGAACGUCACAGUACAGCCAAAGCAUUUUUGGUGCCUGCGAAAAAUCGAAAAAAUUUGCAUGUAAUUAAAUACGCACACGUUCAACAAAUUCACAUUGAUUCAUCGAAUAAAGUCACAAGCAUUGAGUUCAUCUACAAAAAUGAGCAUAAAUUCAUUGCGAAAGCGACAAAAGAAACCAUUUUAUCGGCUGGAAGCAUUGGUACACCACAAUUGCUUUUGCUCUCUGGAAUCGGUCCCAAAGAGCAUUUGAUGGAGCUGGGAAUUCCAGUUAAACAAGAUUUGCCUGUUGGAAAAAAUCUCCAAGAUCAUUUGAUUGUUCCCCUUGUUUUUCAAUUUAACAAGUUGACUGCACAACCAGAACCACCCACCGAAUUCUUAGAUAAUCUAUACAACUAUCUUAUUCAUAGAAAAGGCCCAUUGGCCGGAAUUGGAACAGCUAAUUUAGUUGGUAUGAUCAAUACCGUCAAUCAUAGUGGAUAUCCUGAUGUUGAAUUACAAAUUGUCAAUGAAAGAAAACAAUCGGAUUUUUUGAAAAAAUUACUACAUGCAAUAGAUUAUGAAGAAAGUGUGAUAAAACCGUUGCUUGAUGCAAAUAAUGAGGGCGAAACUAGUUUUGUUUACGUUGAAUUACUGCGACCAAAAUCAAGUGGCGAGAUUCUAUUGCAAAGCACCGAUCCAAAUGAUGCACCACGAAUUCUGCCGAACUAUUUGGGCGAUAAACGUGAUGCGGAUACAUUAAUUCGAGGCCUUCAAUUCCAAGCAAACUUCGUCAAUACUGAAUCAUUCAAGCAGAAUGACGGCGUUUUAGUUCGAAUUCCAUUCGACGAUUGUGACAAACACGAAUAUCAAUCGUACGACUAUUGGAAGUGUUACAUAAGCCACAUGGGAACAACUGUUUAUCAUCCAACAUCUACAGCAAAAAUGGGGUCAGAUUCAGACAAGAAAGCCGUUCUCGAUGGCUCGUUAAGAGUCAGAGGAAUCAAAGGAUUACGCGUCAUUGAUGCUUCUGCGUUACCAACUCUAGUGAGUAGCAAUCCAAAUGCGGUUGUUAUUAUGGUCGCCGAAAAGUCCGUUGAUAUCAUUCGCAAUAAAUGGAUGAAGGCGGAAAACACUGAAUUAUGAUCCAAAAGAGAAAAUAAUAUAUUUUGAGAGUUUACAAUUUAUCCCUUCUAAUAAAAAAGUCUUUGAAAAUGUAAAACUUUC